UGAACAUACACACCUCCAUGGACUAAAUUGUACAGAAGACCCCAAAACAAGAAUUAUACAACACGUGAGCGGGCUAUGCAUUUAACAAGCAGAUAAUUUGUUCACUUUCAAUCAAGACAGCCUGCACCGAGACACACUGGGACGUACUUUUUUCUUUUUUUAAAUUGAUUGCAAAAUCUUAUUUAUCGCAAAAACUUCGGGGUGAUUGUAUUGGAUUAGAUGCAUGCCACUGAUACCCUGCCUGUUGUAGGAUAAGGCAAAGAGCGGCGCACAUCCGAGAGAGGGGAUAUAACGGGAUAAAGCGAUUGAAUAGACAAAAAAAGAAAGAAAAAAGUUGCAUUGCCUGGUGUCCACGCAUCGUCAUGCCGAGGUACAACUUCAUGCUGUGCUUGAUGGUGCUCAUCUCCCUGGGACAGUCGGGGAGCGAUGAGCCCAAUCUGCUGCUGCCUUCGGCCAGCGAGACGCCCACGGAUGCCGGGCUGUCCCUGCUGGACGAGGACGCCGGUUCUCACGAGUGUUCCGCCUGUGUUUGGAGGGAGCAAAGCAAAGUGCUGAGACUGGAGACCAUCAAGUCCCAGAUCCUGAGCAAGCUGCGGCUGAAGCACGCGCCCAACAUCAGCCGGGAGGUGGUCAAUCAGCUGCUGCCCAAGGCGCCUCCGCUCCAGCAGCUGCUGGACCAUCACGACUUCCAGGGAGACGCUUCGUCCCAGGAUGAGUUUAUGGAGGAGGAUGAGUACCACGCGACUACGGAGUCCGUGAUCACCAUGGCCUCUGAGCCGGAGCCCCUGGUGCAGGUGAACGGGAAGCCGAGCUGCUGCUUCUUCAAGUUCAGCCCCAAGCUGAUGUUCACCAAGGUGCUGAAGGCCCAGCUGUGGGUCUACCUGCGGCCGCUGCAGCAGACCUCCACCGUCUACCUGCAGAUCCUCCGGCUGAAGCCCGUCACGGAUCAGGGCAGCCGCCACAUCCGCAUCCGCUCCCUGAAGAUAGAGCUCAACUCCAGGGUCGGCCACUGGCAGAGUAUUGACUUUAAGCACGUUCUGCAGAACUGGUUCAAACAGCCCCACACCAACUGGGGAAUCGACAUCAACGCCUUUGAUGAGAGCGGCAAUGACCUGGCCGUUACCUCGCUGCGACCCGGGGAGGAGGGGCUGCUGCAGGGAGCUGUUACUACCCAGAGGCUUGUGGUUGCUGUGAGGUUGAGGUACCUGCCCCUCUCUGGACCCGCACUUUCAAUCGUCUCAAUCAACAUCGAAGGUUUCUCCGGAUGCAAGGCAGAGAUAUUGGCAACGAUGGCCAAUCGUUUUGACGUACUCUGCAUGCAGGAAACCCACAUCGGCCCUUCACAACACCGACCUACCAUCCCUGGAAUGAAACUGGUCGCUGAGACCCGACACAGACAGUAUGGAUCAGCUGUUUUCAGCAGACCAAACCUCAAGAUUGAGGAAGUCUGGACCCACACUACAGAAGGAAACAUGGAAACCAACACAGUUGCCCUCCCAAAUGUCUCUGUCACAUCAGUCUACAAACCACCCGCAACCCCUUUUCUGUACACAGAACUACCAGAAAGAUGCAAGAGGAGGUUCCAUAUCAGCAUCGGCGACUUCAAUGCCCACAGUACAUCAUGGGGCUAUGAGAACAACAACCAAGAUGGAGAUGAAGUUGAGACCUGGCUUGAAUCCAAGCACCUGACCCUAAUCCAUAAUGCUAAACUACCCAAAUCCUUCCACAGCGCCAGAUGGAAACGAGGAUACAACCCAGACUUUGCCUGUGUAAGCAGUGACAUCGUAUCCAGAACUGAGAAGGACGUCCUGGACCCUAUCCCCCAUACCCAGCACCGGCCAAUUGCCAUUACCGUUAGAUCCGCUCUCCAAGCAACCACCGUCCCAUUCCGCAGGAGGUUCAACCUACGGAAAGCCGACUGGUUGUCAUUCCAACAGGAGAUAGAGCAUUCCAUAUCUAACAUACACUCACUUCCCAAUAACUACUCCAACUUCACAGACUUGGUAAAAAGGUCAGCUAGGCGCCACAUACCCAGGGGAUGCCAGACACAGUAUAUUCCUGGGCUAUCAGAAACAUCCAGCGACCUGCUGAAAGCCUACUAUGAGGAAUAUAAUAAGGACCCUUUCUCCUCUACCACCAUGGAACUUGGAGAGACCCUGAUCAGUGAAGUUGGGGAAGAACGAAGGAAAGUCUGGAAGGAAAUGAUAGAGAACACCAAUAUGACAAAUAACAGCAGGAAGGCCUGGGCUACAAUCCGCCGUCUUGGCGAAGACCACACCACACCACCGAUAAUCACAAAGGUCACAGCUAACCCGGUUGCAUCACAGCGGGUGGCCAACCGCCAUAACCAACUCCGCCGCCAACCCACAGGAGAACACAAUCGCACAGUGGUAUCAGACCAACCACAACCAGCCAGCCCUCUCACCAAACCCUUCGACAUAGAAGAUCGCACAUGCACUACGUCUCCCCCUUUACCCCCAUCGAGAAACCCUACUACCCAGAACGGCCUGAGACAGUAA
This is a messenger RNA of Notothenia coriiceps (black rockcod), 2519 nucleotides long. RefSeq lists its product as uncharacterized. Gene Ontology annotation, molecular function: catalytic activity. The record is from RefSeq and is a predicted model, not a curated record. NCBI's taxonomy places the organism in Eukaryota, Metazoa, Chordata, Actinopteri, Perciformes, Nototheniidae. The coding region runs from base 363 to 2519 and encodes 718 amino acids. The transcript has 3 exons.